GCAUCAACCAGAGGCAAAGCUCAUUCAGGCUUCUCCAACAGGAUACAGGAUACAGGACACAGACUACAGGAUACUCCACCAAUAUGGCAACCACCGCCAGCGUUUUGGCCAGCACAGUGGCGGCCACAUCAUCAGCCGCCUUGGAGGAUCUCCGGUUCAGUCUCACCGACUACAUCGUCUUCGCCCUGAUGCUGAGCGCCUCGGCAGGAAUUGGCGUGUACUUUGGGUUUUUCUCGAAGGCCAAAAACACCACCGAGGAGUAUCUGCAGGGCGGCAAGCGGAUGCCCACCCUUCCGGUGGCCAUUUCCCUGGUCUCCAGCCAGCUUUCCGGCGUGGCCAUGAUGUCUGUGCCAUCGGAGACCUAUUCCUUUGGCUUUAAUAUGAUCUUCGUUGUCUGGGCUAUGGUUCUGGCGGUUCCGGUUCUCAUAUAUGUGAUAGUGCCCGUCUUUUACGAGAACAAUGUUUCCAACUGCUACGAGUACCUGGAGAUGAGAUUCAGCAAGCGUACCCGCCAACUGGUCACCAUUACCUUCAUCAUGAACCAAUUCCUGAUGCUGCCCGUCUACAUGUUUGUCCCGGCCCUGGCCUUCUCCCAAGUCACCGGCUACAACAUCCACCUGAUCAACACUGUGAUCUCCUCCAUCUGCGUCUUUUACACGAUGCUGGGCGGGAUUAAGGCUGUGGUUUGGACCGAUGUGGUGCAGGGAGGCGUCAUGCUGCUCUCUGUUAUCCUGGUGGCCGUUUUGGGCACCUCGAACACGGGUGGUUUGGGCAAUGUCCUGACAAAUGCUGCCGAGGGCGGUCGCUUUGAUUUCAAUUUUGGUCUGGAUCCUCGCCUGCGUAUCACCUUCUGGGGGGGUAUUUGCAGUGGGCUGCUCAUGUGGACAGGUAAACUUGGUCUGGACCAGAGCUGCGUGCAAAGGAUUGUCUCCAUGCCCUCGUAUACUCAUGCCAAGAAGUGUCUUUUGAUGGCUGGCGUUGGCUUUCUGCUUGUCAUGUCCUUCACCUGCUUCGCUGGCAUCAUCAUGUUUGCCUACUACUACGGCUGUGAUCCCGUUCAAGCCGGGCUGGUUAGCAAGGCGGACAAACUGAUGCCGUUCUUCAUCCAGGACAUUAUGGGCCACCUGAUGGGCAUGCCAGGCGUCUUCAUCUCCUGUGUGUUCAGUGCCUCCCUGAGCUCCCUCUCAGCCAGUCUGAAUUCCUUCGCUGGAGUAGUGUACUUUGACUACAUCAAGCCGCGCAUUAACCACACAGAGGCCAGGGCCAACGGCAUUAUGAAGAUGACAAUCGUCGUGAUGGGCGCAUAUUGUAUCCUGGGCGGCUUCAUGGUGCAGAACUUCAACUCCAUAAUCCAGACCAUGUGGACAAUUACGGGCAUCAAUACGGGCGCCGUCGUGGGCGUCUUCCUCCUGGGAAUGUUUGUGCCCCGCUGCAAUGCCAAGGUAGCAGUGACAGGCAUCGCCUUCAGUGUGCUGGGCAUGUUGUGGAUCAUCAUCAAUGGCCAGCUCAACUUUAAGGAUGGCCUGAUCAAGUACGAACCCCUGCCGAAUGGUCUGGACAAGUGUGAUGCCCCUCAGUUCCAGGUCAUCCUAAAUGCUAUAAACAGCCAGAACUUGACCACCACUCCCCUACCUUCUCUGGAAGCCCCCAAGCCAGUGACCACUGCCUUUGGCAGCGACCGGGACUUUUCCAUUUACGACAUCUCCUUCUACUGGUACAAAGUGCUGGGGGCCCUGCUGGUCUUCGCCUGGGCCAUUCCCAUGAGCUAUGUGUGGCCCACGGCCAAGGAUGAGAAGCAAAAUCCCAAGCUAUACUCGCCCUUUGUGAGGAAGCUACUGAACCAACCAGGUCCUGUUUUAGAGUUGGAAGAGCUGCCUCUGAAGGCGCCACUCCCGGACGAGGAGGAAGUCAAGGAGAAGAAUAAUGGCACUGUCAGGGAUGCCUGAUGGAAAGACAUCAUCACAUUUGUACACUAGCAUUAUAAUAGUAUAGAAAUAAUUACGAAAAUAAUCAUAGAUUAAAGGUCAGCACAAGAGGGAGUCCUUAAAUCAGGAUCAAAGUUAAUAAAAUAGGAAAUGUAAAUUACUGAACGCAUAUCUUAUAGAUAUUAAUGUUUAUUAAUAAACCUAAUAAAAGAGCAAUCUAUAAACACUCAA
Drosophila kikkawai is the source of this 2156-nucleotide messenger RNA. RefSeq names its product salty dog (gene salt). Gene Ontology annotation, molecular function: symporter activity. Gene Ontology annotation, cellular component: membrane. Gene Ontology annotation, biological process: sodium ion transport; transmembrane transport. The record is from RefSeq and is a predicted model, not a curated record. Lineage: Eukaryota; Metazoa; Arthropoda; Insecta; Diptera; Drosophilidae.